UAAAAAAAGGGGGCUGAAAUGUGAUGUCCAUUGUAAUGGACACAGGGUCUGAAUGGGUUAAAUAAUAAAUAAGAGAUAUCUUGGCAAAAUAUCUGGUGUAGCUUCCAUAAUUCAACAAUAAUGGGGAAAGCAUGAUUUUCAAAUCUACAGCCACUAGUUGUAUUGAUUGUAUUGGAUGUAAACGCUAAUCAUGAACUGCUUUUCUUCAGCAUUCUUACCAACAUACUGGAUGUGCACCAGAACAUGGGCUACUGUCCUCAGUUUGAUGCCAUAGAUGAACUGCUGACGGGGAGGGAGCACCUGUACCUGUACGCGCGGCUUCGCGGGAUCCCUGAAUCUGAGAUUAGCAGAGUGGCAGAAUGGGGCGUUCAGAAGCUGGGUCUGUCUGAAUAUGCCGGAAACUGUGCUGGGACAUACAGCGGGGGCAACAAGAGGAAGCUGUCUACUGCUAUUGCUAUGAUUGGCUGUCCUCCUUUAGUGCUCCUGGAUGAGCCCACCACAGGAAUGGACCCUCACUCCCGUCGGUUCUUGUGGACCGCCAUUCUGAGUAUCAUCCGUGAUGGAAGGGCAGUCGUUUUGACGUCACACAGUAUGGAAGAAUGUGAAGCUCUUUGUACUCGUUUGGCCAUCAUGGUUAAUGGGACAUUUAAAUGUCUGGGCACAAUACAGCAUCUGAAAUACAAGUUUGGAGGUGGUUAUGUAGUAACGAUGAAGAUCAAAGCUGCAAAAGCAGGCCUGACUCCUGACCUGGGCCCGGCCGAGUCCUUCAUGGAAAGCAGCUUCCCGGGAUGUAUACAGCGAGAGAAACACUACAACACUUUACAAUAUGAAAUCGCCACCAGUUCACUGGCACGAAUCUUCCAGCUGGUGUUGACCAACAAAGAGAGAUUGAACAUUGAGGACUACUCUGUGUCUCAGACCACAUUAGACCAGGUGUUUGUGAGUUUUGCCAAGCAGCAGUCAGGAGAGGAAGAUACUGUCCCACCUCAUCUCAGAGCAUCAGGGCCAAGACGAGAGAAAAAGAUCUCACCACUACCAAGAGUAACGUCAAAAAACAGAUAGAAUGAACUCUGAUGCUUCAAAGGGACAGUGAUUAUGUGUUUAUAAAGUUCCCUAAAGCCUUUUAUAUAUGUAUUUAUACAUGCAAAACCAACUGCAUCUAUAUUAAGUUUAAAAAAAAAAUGACAGAUUUAAAUUAUAUUUGAUAUUUUUGAACAUCUGCCCUUAGAGCCAAAGGUCUAUCUCCACCCAAUGAAAGAAAACCUUCGUUGAUACAGUAAUGUUGAUGAAUUGAUGCAGGUCAGGUGAUGUAGAUGUAUAAAACUCUUGAAAAAUACUUCUAAGUUGUUGCCCAAAAAACUUGCUUUAGGUUCCCAUACAAUCUGAAACGUUCAUUAUUUAUACGUCUGUAAAUAUUAGUGUUGCAAUUUUCGUUGUUGUACAAAUCUUUCAAAUGCUGAAUGAAAGACCGUCUGCUACAGCAGUGCCUGUGUACGCACUCACCAAAACGCUUCAUUCUAAUAAAACUUUGAUAAUGUGUUAAUUUUGUACUGGUUAAACCAACAGUAUAAGCUUAAAUAAAUUUGAAAUCUGUAAUCUGAAACGUGUGCAAAUUUGCAAAAAAAAAGUGAUUUUUUUUUAUUGUUACUCAUUCUAGGGGUCAGCUGGCUGGCACUUUCUCUGAAACUCUUUACUUGGUUUGAGUUUUUUUAUGCAGUGAAUACACACAUCUACCAACCACCAAACCCUGACCUCAUGGCGUAGACCCGUGAAAAUCAGUGAGUAAAUGUGUCUGUUUUGAGGAAUAGAGUGUUUCAAUUGUAUUCAUCAGUACAUAUUUUAAGCAAAUAUAGUUUUAAUAUGCAAUAACACAAUGGUUUUCAAUAUUAAAAACUAUUCUGUCAGAUUGUUUUAACAUAUCGUGAAAAUACUGACAUGAAUCACUUAUUUCUGAGAAAUAAAAAUCUUCAGUAACAUUUUCUUUACUACGAAAACACUUUGAUACGUUCUGCAAAUUGUUUUAAUAGAAUACAAAAAUGAAUAACAAUAAAACAGGAUCAUACUGUA
Molecule: messenger RNA, 2067 nt
Organism: Pimephales promelas (fathead minnow)
Lineage: Eukaryota; Metazoa; Chordata; Actinopteri; Cypriniformes; Leuciscidae
Source: RefSeq, a predicted model, not a curated record